AUGAAAUCCUACAAAAAACGCACUUUUGUUGAAAUUUCUUCGUCCGAGUCUGAAAACGCUGAGGACGCUGUUGAGAAGAUCAGUUCUUCGAAUUCUAGUGAGGAUGAUGAUGACAAUGACGAUGUUGAUGGGAGUGAAUGGAAUGAAUCAGAGUAUGAAGAAACAGAAGAAGAAGAUGAUGAUGAUGAUGAUGAUAAGACCCAUGUUCAAGAAAAUGAUGAAUCCAUGUGUAAUAGAGUGAUUAAAUUACUUCGAGAGCGAAAUGAUCUUCAAGAGUUGAACUUAAUCGAAUGUAAAGCAUAUUUACGGAGGCAUGUAUUGAGAUUAUCCGGAACCAAAGCCGAGUGCAUAGAGAGAAUAAAGGAGCACUGGAGGAUAAAAGAUAGAAAUUGUGAAGCCUUGUAUCCAAGAUCCUCAUUUGCCAUUGAUUGCACUGGUGACGUAUGCAAGGGAGAUGUCGUUUUGUUCAAUCAGAAAGUCUAUAAGAAUUUUGACAAAAUGACGAGGCGUGGAAGCCCUCUUGGGAGAAGGACUGUUGUCGGGAGGAUUGUAAAGGAAAAUUAUGGUGCUGCCAAACAACAACACACCUUCACAGUUGAAGUGCUGUGGAGCAAGGGAGCCAAGAAACUGCCUACACUUUUCUCUCUGCUUGUGAAAGGCAGGAACCUCUACAAAUUGAGGACAUUUAGACAGCGCUGGAAUAAUGAAAAAGAAAGAUUGAAUGUACUUGCUGAGAAGCAUAAACGAGGAGCAGCAGCAAGAAGCUUAAGAGCUAUGAGAAAGACAAAAGCUGAAAAGAAGACAAAUAAAUCUUAUACAAACAUAGGUAAGAAGCGCCACAAGCUUUUCAAUCAUGUAGCGCCAUCUGGAACAAAAGAAACGCGGAAUAAACAGAAGGUAGAUUUCAGAGGUCCCGAAUAUAAUUGGAAACAUGGAAAUUUAAUCCAACCCAAUCGAGUUCAAGAAACCCCAUCUUUUCCAUAUACUCGUCAUCCUUCCCAAGACUUUCACCACUUCGACUCAGACCUUUACAACCGAAGAGGAUAUUAUCACUUCCCUUCUCAUAGAGGUUCUGUAUCUGCGAUCGAAUUGCCCAAUUACCACCCCUUCUCCCAUUCUGUUUUGGCAUCUGCUUCAGAAUCCCAAGAAUUUGCCCAUGGCAGGUACAUUUACCACACUCGUCCACAUCAAAAUCGUGUAUCUCAAUCAAGAAAGAUUGAUCAUUUCCCUAGAUUGAUGAAUGCCCAAGCACCAUCUUAUCUGUCACCUGCUAAUCCAUAUAGACAGAUAUAG
Fraxinus pennsylvanica is the source of this 1293-nucleotide messenger RNA. Lineage: Eukaryota; Viridiplantae; Streptophyta; Magnoliopsida; Lamiales; Oleaceae. The record is from the annotation of a GenBank genome assembly.